Molecule: messenger RNA, 3618 nt
Organism: Cladocopium goreaui
Lineage: Eukaryota; Dinophyceae; Suessiales; Symbiodiniaceae
Source: the annotation of a GenBank genome assembly
AUGGUGUUUCGGGCGAGCACCGCCAGUUUUACUUCUUUGCAAUCGUAUGUGGAGCCAGAAUUGCUUCGAGGUGUUCCACUCCAUGAGUGCUUGAGCGGCUGGGGCAAACACUGGCAACAAGCGGAGAAUGCCAUGCUUUGCACAGAUAGAUCUGCCUAUGAUUUGGGAAAGCAGAUCGAAGAAUACGACGUCUUUCUGAGCCACGACUGGGCUACGUCUCGAUACCUGAAGCUCUUUUCCAUGAUGAUCAUCUUCAACUCUAGGGCAGCCUUUUUUUGCUCCUUUGCAGUCAGCGUGUUGACUGGCUUCCUACGAGCCUAUCAACUGAUUCCGGAUCAGAUGUGGACCAUUUGUUUCGGAUACGUGGUUUACACGGUGGUCCUAUGUUUUUGGCAGCGCCUUCGUCGACUUUGCUUCCGGCCUUUGAUAGUCUUCGUGGACAAGUUGUGCAUCGCACAGCAUGAUGAGGAGUUGAAGGAGAAGGGGAUUCUGGCCCUCGCUGGUUUCUUGGACCACUCCAGGAAACUGACCGUUCUUUGGUCAACUCGAUAUUUUCAGCGCUUGUGGUGCGCCUAUGAGUUGGCCGCCUAUUCGCGGGCCGAAGAGAAGCCCUUGCAGGUGAUGCCCGUGAAAAUGUCGGUGAUUUUGGGCCUCAUGUCCCUUUACUGGCAUGUCCUGUCGAUCGCCUUUCACGUCAUUGCUUGGUCCAACUUUGGUGGUACCGAUCCAGUCUUUAGUCGGCGUUUGAUGGCCAGUUUCUUCACCAUGCUCAUUCUCUGCAUGUUGACACCAGGUGUCUGCUACAUCGGUCUUCAACUCAUGAACGACUUGACGCAACUGCCACAGCAGCUGAAGAACUUCAGAAUCCAAGAGUCCAAGUGUUUUUGUUGUACCUCGAACCACGUUCAUCCAGUCACUGGGAGGCGAAUGAUCUGCGACCGUUCACUGGUCUUCCAUACCUUGAAGAAAUGGUUCGGCUCGCGAGCAGAUCGAGACCUAGAAGAAGGAAGCCAUUUGGAGCUUUUUAAUCAAAUGAUCCAGCAGGAGUUAAGCCAGUCCAUCCUUCAGACCGUUGGAUCAGACACUGCGCCACUGAGUUAUUGCAUCUAUUUGGUCAGUGCAGGAAAUGUUCCCUUCAUUGCGCAGUACAUUGCGCGCAUUGCGGUGGGCCUGCGUGGAGAAACUUCAGUGCUGAAUCAUUGCGUUGCUGCUGCUCGACAGUUGAUGUCUUGGGGAAGCCUGUCACUGCUUAGUAUUUGUGCAGUGCGCGUGAGCAUGGUUUUCUGGAAGUUGGGCCUCCGCCUUUCCAGCAAGAGUGCCAUCAACUCAGGCUGCGUGGUUUCUGUGUUUGUCUCUCCAUUGAUUGUGCUGACCCUGUCGCUGCUGUGGCUGCCCUUCCAAGCGACUUAUGCCUGGACAUCCAGCUACAGCAGCCUACCAGCCAUUCCCUUCGGGAUUGUCAUUCUGGUCACAUUCUAUCUCUUUGCACCUACCAUGGGCAUUGCUGCAGCCACGUCUCAGAGAGGCUUAAGGCAGAAGCUGUCGGAUCGCUAUCGACGGAGCAGGAAGAAAUCGCGACGAGGCUAUGGAAGCACUGCAUCAGACAUCUUUUCAGAUCCUUCCAGAGGCUCAAAAGAGGAGGAUAGCCGAUUUGGUUCAGCCGAGGUGACCUUCUCCGAGUUGAUCGUACGGGAUACGCACGCCGACAGAGUACGUCGGUUCACCCGAUCCAGUUGCCUGAGUUCUUGGUUUGGCGCUUGGCCAUCUGACAAGGAGUUCCACUAUGUCUCAGAUUGUGCCCCAGAUGUAGCCAUCCUUGAGAAUGUGAUGGGUUUCAUGACGGUGGCUGACAAGGUGGCAAAAUUUAUUGCGGCAAACAUGCCAUGGAAAAACUUACUCCUGCCGAAGAAGGACCCGGCUGUCAAGAAGGACAUGGACAAGCGCCGUCAACGCGGGCAGAUCUCCAAGCGAGCUGAUCCAAAGGCAAAAUGGAUUCAACGGCACAAUGAAUGGGCAAAAACCAAGAAGGUGUCUCUAAAGAACUCCAUGAAAUCCUUUGCCAAAAAAUACCCGGAUGCGGCCAAACACGUGACCAGUAUGAGGGAGAUGCAGGCACUUGACCUGCUGCUUGCAGACAACAGAGAGCUGCCAUCUGGCAAGUUCCUUUCAACUUCUGCGGGAAGGUACAUCAUAGGUCGUGAGGUGAUGGCACUCAUGGGUAUUCCCAUCCAUCGCCUUCGUCUCGACUCGUUCAGUGAAAGUUGCAACGUCAUCUUCAAGCUCUGCUCGCAGCCAGCUGCUCAGCUGAAUUUAGUCGCCGCAUUCGCGGAGCCUGCUGAGAAAAGAAGCCUUUGCACACCUCUUGGGGGUAGGCAAGCGUCGUCUGACCAGGUGCAGGAGUUCAUAUCAGGGCAGGGACUUGAGAACAGUCGGUGGCCGAUCUUCGGCUCCACCUUCGGUGAAGUCACCAAGUGUCACGGCGUUUCUGAUCCAUCUCUACUGGAUAGCCUCAAGGCCGACAUUCUUUGCAAUCUGCAAGCGUUGGAGGUGCUGCCUUCGGAGAUGCGAGAUCAUCUUUAUUGGUCCGAUGCUCUCUUGCAUCAUUAUGCAAGGACCUGGCAGGAUCGCCAGGUCUACUGGCUUGCACGUGAACGCGCCAGAAAGCACAAAGAUCUGCUUGUCCUGAUCAUCGAUAGCUAUGAUAAAGCUAAAGUGGCACUACCAAGAUACCCUUAUGGCAGAACCCCAAAGAAGCCGAUUUACGAAAGAGUGCACAGAUCUUCCUUGACAUUGACUGGAUGCAUCGUUCACGGUUGCGGAGUAUUUUUGUACUUGGCUGAUGAAGGAAUGCCAACAGGCGCAAGUUGGACCUUAGAAGUAGCAAUGCGCUCCAUCGACAAAGCCUGGGCAAUUGCACGUGCUCAGAACCUUCCCUUCGCCAGUGAGUUGUGGCUUCAAGGCGACAACGCCUGCAAGGAGGUUCGAAAUAGCUUCACUGGGCGAUGGGCCACAUUGCUUACUCAAGCAUCCUUUUUCCAAUCUGCAGGCCAUCACCAUAUGGAAGUUGGACACACCCAUGAAGACAUAGAUGGUGUUUUUUCUAUCGUCACUUCUUGCUUGAACCAAGAGCCCAAUCUGAACACACCAUCCGAUGUUCGAAGGACCUUGUUGCAGCGCAUGGGGCCGCUUUUUGCAAAGUCUGGAAUGAGGUUUGAGUGUGAAAUGGUGGACACAAUCAGAGACUGGUGCCGGAUGAUGCCGACCGGGGCAUCGUUGAGAAAUGCUUACAGGGCCAGAAAGGGAGAUCGAGACAAAGAAGGUGAAGAAGAAGCAUGCAAAGUUCCACAAAGUUUUACUUUCAUGCCAAGGGAAGGCAUGCCGGGUCAGGGAUACAAUCUCCAGCUGGACGACAACCUUCCGCGCCGAUUGCGAUCAUCGGGAAAUGGGAGGGACAUCUUUGCCAUGGUGAAGAUGACCAUGAGCCAUGAUGUUUUAUCACAACCUCCACUCCUCGUCUACCCCCACAUGUUGUUGAGCAACACAGAGGCUUUUUUCAACAAGGUAAACCAAGCAGAUGCUCCAGUCCUAACUGCCAAACUUGGAAGACUCACGAUGUGA